This is a messenger RNA of Stylophora pistillata, 615 nucleotides long. RefSeq names its product B9 domain-containing protein 2. Gene Ontology annotation, biological process: cilium assembly. Lineage: Eukaryota; Metazoa; Cnidaria; Anthozoa; Scleractinia; Pocilloporidae. The record is from RefSeq and is a predicted model, not a curated record. Gene Ontology annotation, cellular component: MKS complex.
UCAUUUUUCCGUUGCUAAAUAAUUUGCAAAGUAAACGGUAAUGGCGGAAGUACAUGUUAUUGGCGAAAUAAUCGGUGCAAGCGGGUUUCCCUCGCAUAAUCUAUACUGCAAAUGGUCUGUUCAUGUUGACGGUCUGUGGAAACUUUUAGCUGGACAAAAAGAGGGCCAGACGCAAGUGGACAACCCACAGAGCGAAGAUUGUGCGCGAUGGUGCCAUCCAAUAGACUUACAUUUUGCCACAAAAGGGCUCAAAGGAUGGCCCAAGUUCCAUUUUCAAGUGUGGCACCAAGACUCUAAUGGACGAAACGAGAUUUAUGGCUAUGGUUACUGCCAUGUGCCAACGUCCCCUGGAACUCACAAUGUUGAUUGCGUGACAUGGCGACCUAUAAGUUCAAGCAAAUCUGAACAGCUUCGUAGCUUUUUUGUCGGCGGUGCACCACAGUUAAAAACUUCCGAUGUCAUCUACACUGGUGGAGACCGAUAUAAAUUAAGAACGAUCGCCAUGGGUUCGGUACAUUUGCAGUUAGGCGUGAUAACAAGAAACUUUGACAAGUUUGGGGUCGAAUGUUAGCAGAAAUAUUUCAACAUUUGUAAUUUUUAUGUUUUAAAAACAAA